CUAACACAACACAAAAGCAAUAAAGAAAACACACAGUCACUCUCAUCUUCUCUCUCUCUCUAACAGUUGUGUUUUCUGUUUCUGAGAAAUUCCCAUUUUCUACUUUACCUCUCGCUCCAUUUUUCUCAAUAUUUUCAUAUUCAAAUUCUGCAAUGCAUGAUCUUUCUAUUACGUCUAAUUUCACUGGCUGAAACCCAUAAAUUCACCGAGUUUUUCGGCUCACAAGACUCACUGAGUUGUCAUAGAAAUGCUUGAAGCAGUUGACAGUUCCGUCAAUGGUGGGUUUUCACAGUUACAGAGCUAUGGAGAUAGUAGUGAAGAAGAGCUCUCUGUUUUGCCACGGCACACCAAGGUGAUUGUCACUGGGAACAACCGUACUAAGUCGGUGCUUGUGGGUCUUCAAGGAGUGGUCAAGAAGGCUGUUGGGCUUGGAGGGUGGCAUUGGCUGGUUCUUACAAAUGGCAUAGAAGUAAAGCUACAAAGGAAUGCCCUGAGUGUGCUUGAAGCUCCGACUGGUAAUGAGGAAGAUGAUGACAUUGAAUUCGAGAAUGUGCAGUGGAAUGGUUCGGAUCUGGCAUCCGAUGAUACUCAAAAGUCCCACAGAUCUAAGCAUCGGAUGCAUAAAUCUGGGUCAUCUCAGAAGACUACGAGCAGGUCUCUCUCUUGUGACUCACAGUCUAAGGGAUCAGUUUCUACUCCUCGGGGGCCCACGAAGGUUGACCUCAGCAAACUAGAAAUGGCUGCCUUAUGGAGAUAUUGGCGACACUUUAACCUUGUGGAUGCCAUCCCCAACCCAUCUAAAGAGCAACUAAUUGAUGUUGUUCAGAGGCAUUUUACAUCACAGCACCUGGACGAAUUGCAGGUCAUUGCUGGGUUUGUGCAGGCAGCGAAGCGACUGAAAACAGUGUGCAAAUGACCUCUGGGCAAAGAGAGUGAGAGAGAUGUCUUUGCAUUUGAUUGUUGGCGCUAACAAAUACUGUGACCUAAUGGCCUGCCCCUUCCUUCCUUCCUUCCGAAGUUAAUAUAUGUAAAAUAUGUAUCCUUUGCUUUAUUGCUGCUUUUGGUUUAGUAGGUGGUUGGCAUCCUUAAGUUAUAGAGGAUUGACUUGUUGCUAAGUCUGUUUAGUUAUGUGUACAUAUAUGUGAUCUCGUUAACCGACCUCUAAAGAAGCCUCCUCCUGGGCCUUUUAAGCUUAGUUGAACUUGAAUGUAUGACUGAGGGAAGUGGGUUUUUUCUAGAUGUGUAUUCUGAUGUUUUAAUUAUGAUAGGCCAACCUUGAAGAAUGAUUGAUGUGGAAUGAGAAAAUGCUGUUUAUUUUGUCAGAGCAGUGAUCUGAUUGCCUCCAUAAUGCUGUUUAGACUAUGGGCUCGAUUGGAGCUGAUUUUUUGGGUGUGA
Messenger RNA from Ilex paraguariensis (yerba mate), 1395 nucleotides. Lineage: Eukaryota; Viridiplantae; Streptophyta; Magnoliopsida; Aquifoliales; Aquifoliaceae. The record is from the annotation of a GenBank genome assembly.